This is a messenger RNA of Dioscorea cayenensis subsp. rotundata (Guinea yam), 1592 nucleotides long. RefSeq names its product zinc finger CCCH domain-containing protein 34-like. The coding region runs from base 34 to 1269 and encodes 411 amino acids. Lineage: Eukaryota; Viridiplantae; Streptophyta; Magnoliopsida; Dioscoreales; Dioscoreaceae. The transcript is spliced from 7 exons. Gene Ontology annotation, molecular function: metal ion binding; mRNA binding. The record is from RefSeq and is a predicted model, not a curated record.
AGAAAGAAAGAAAGAAAGAAAAAAAGAGAAUAUAUGGAAGCUUUCCUCUCUGUAGCACAGAGUACACUCUCCUUCGCACUCCGAGGCCGCUCCAAUCCCUCCUCUCAUGCCAAAAUGGCGGAUUUUGUAUCAGAACCCACCUUGACCACUGCUGCUCCUUCUCCUGAAGCCAUCAAUGCCGGAUUGAAGGACCUUUGCCUUGAUAAAAAGACCCAGCAAGAGCCGGAGGAUGUGAUUGGGGAUCAGGAGGACAAUGAGCCCGAGGAUGAGGAUGGAAAGCCUGAUCAUGGUGAUGAUGGUGAUGAUGGUGAUGAUGAUGCGGAGGAAGAGGAACUGGAGGAGCAGGAGGAGCCUGUGCUUGCCAAAGAGGAAGGGGGCAAGAAGUUCCGAUACCCUGUAAGGCCUGGUGAGCCGGCUUGCUCGUACUAUAUCAAGACUGGGACUUGCCGCUUUGGAUCCAAUUGCAAGUAUAAUCACCCCAGACGAAGGAGGAGGACUUUGACAAAGGAUUCAUUGGAAGCCAAUCAUCAGGCUGUUAAAGAAAAGGAAAGGGAAAUUGGGAAGGAAACUCUACCAGAGAAGGCCGGACAUGGAAAAUGCAAGUAUUUCUUGAUGCCAGGAGGUUGUAAGUUUGGGAAAGACUGCAAGUUUGCUCAUGAUCAAGAAAUGAAUGAAGAAGGUUCAGUGGAGCUAAACUUUUUGGGGCUUCCAGUGCGACCUGGGGCAAGAGAGUGCUCAUAUUACAUGCGCACAGGUGGUUGUAAGUACGCAAAUAAUUGUAAGUUUCACCAUCCUGAUCCUAUUGCUGUUGGUGGGCGAGAGCCACGAGACCACCCUUCAAAGUAUAAUCAAGGACAUACUCCAGUGGUAUCACAGCUCCCUGCAACUUCUUGGCCCAUGCAGAUCGGCUCAAAUGAACCAGUUACCUUCUUAAAUCCGUCACCACAUUUCAUGCCUGGGAUGAUUUUACCACCUCAAGGACUACACCCUACCCCAGAAUGGAAUGGGUUUCAGGCUCCAGUAAAUCCUUUUUAUCUACAGCCGGCACCACCACCACCACAUCCUGAAAUGUUUGUACAAUAUGCUCCCCCAAACCCUGUGCAUCAGCAGGUAUAUAUUGAUGAAUUUCCGGACAGGCCUGGCCAACCAGAAUGCCAGCAUUUCAUGAAAACUGGCUCUUGUAAAUUCAAAUCAUCAUGUAAGUUUCACCAUCCAAAGAGUCGAUCCGUCAAAGCAUCACCAAGCAUGGUAAGACCUCAUGCAGCCUAAUGAAUGUGUUUCUCAGAGGAGGAUUAAUUCAACUAUACCUCCUCGAACAUUCCUUGAGAUUUUUCCUGGAUUUGCUGCUGGAGCUUAAAGCUGUUCGGAACAAUGGCUUGGUCUUGCACUCUGAAAAGGGGCAUGUGAUUUCAUCUGUUGUAAAAGUACACAGUUAAAGAAUGAUGACCGACCUUGUUAUGUUUCUCAUGUAGAUUACUCGUUUCUAAGUAACAACAUUAUGCUGAUAUGUGGAACACAACACUUUCGUGCAAUAUGUCCUAUGUACGAUACAGGGAAGGACAAUAAACACAACUCUUGACAUUUCAGUUCAA